AUGUUUGGGCCAGAUAAGUGCGGGUACACAAAAAGGACGCACCUCAUCUUCAACUAUAAGGGAACCAACGUUCUGAAGAAAUCCGACCUGGCCUACAAGCAGGGUGAGGACUUUGGAAUCUCCCACGUGUACCGCAUGGUGCUAAAGCCGGACAACACCGUCCGUGUCGAGGUCGAUGAGGAAAAGAUCUACGAGGGAUCCAUUAAGGACGAUUGGGAGGUUUUGAAACCGAAGGAGAUCUCGGAUCCAGACGACAAAAAGCCGGAGGAUUGGGUGGAUAGUUCCAUGAUGGACGAUCCCGAGGACAAGAAGCCAGAAGAUUGGGUCGAGGAGAAGCGUAUCGUGGACGAGUCGGCUUCGAAGCCUGACGAUUGGGAUGACGAGGAGGACGGUGAGUGGGAGGCCCCCAUGAAGGACAACCCUGCGUACAAGGGCGAUUGGAGCGUGAAAAGGAUCGAGAACCCAGCGUACAAGGGGAUCUGGGAGGCAAAGAAGAUCGCCAAUCCAGAGUAUGUGGACGACGACAAGGUUUAUUCGUUCGUUGAUUUCGGCUUCUUGGGCUUCGACCUGUGGCAGGUGAAGGGUGGCACAAUUUUCGACAACGUCAUCGUGUGCGACGACGUGGCUGAGGCUGACGAGUUCGUUAAGAAGUGGAAGGCCCUGAACGAGGUCGAGAAGGCCAAGAAGAAGGAAGAAGAUGACGCCAAGAAAACCGAGAGCGCUGACGCCGAGAACGACGACGACGACGAUGCUGACGACGACAAGGCCGAGGCAGAGGAGAUGUAG
Molecule: messenger RNA, 786 nt
Organism: Prorocentrum cordatum
Lineage: Eukaryota; Dinophyceae; Prorocentrales; Prorocentraceae
Source: the annotation of a GenBank genome assembly